Molecule: messenger RNA, 1265 nt
Organism: Orbicella faveolata
Lineage: Eukaryota; Metazoa; Cnidaria; Anthozoa; Scleractinia; Merulinidae
Cellular component (GO): neuron projection
Source: RefSeq, a predicted model, not a curated record
UGCUAGAUAGAGAUGGUCUUAGUUCACUUUUAUUCCGCGAGUUUCUAUUUAUUGCUUUUCGAAGCUGGACUGAUUAGCUGUGUUUUAGAUGCUGCGCAGUUGUAAAAGUUAUUCAACAAUGACCAAAAAAAACACAAAUAUUUUUCUUCCAGAAAAACCGCAUUUCAUUUCAAAACCUUCUUCCUCCGCGGUGACAGUCAGGGAGAAACAAGAUGUCAUAUUACCGUGUAAAGCAGCUGGGUUCCCGCAGCCGGUAAUCAUGUGGUAUAAGAAUGGUGUCGUUAUAGAAGAAAAACAACUGGUCAAGACAGGCCAUCUGGAGUUUAAGGAAAUCCAGUUUGAAGACCGCGGAAUGUACACUUGUACAGUGGAGAAUCUGUUGGGUAGAGAUCAGUUAUCAUAUAACAUAACUGUACAAGUACCAGCAAAAUUUGUCACGAAACCAGAGAAAUUUGUAACUGCUUACAAAUCGAGGGACACCCUGAUAAAAUGUGACAUUUUUGGCUACCCCACCCCUGAGGUCAAAUGGAAAAGAUCGGAAAAGACCAUUUCAGUGGACCGACAUGUUAUUUCUGGUAACAACCUUACGAUAAAAAACACAACAGAGGAAGAUAAAGGUACUUUUUCGUGCUGGGGAGUUCAACAGUUGGACCGUGAAAAGAUCAAAACUGAUCCAGAAUUAAUAACGAUCGAAGUUGAAGACGUAGUGAAUCCGCACAUUGUUUCAAGUCCUUCCAGUGAAAUUCAAGUGCAGAGUAUCGGUGAUUCAGUCAAUUUAGCUUGUUCUGCUAGUGGCUCACCUCUUCCUGAUGGUAAAUGGUUCAAAGACGGGCGACCUCUUGUUCCGACAGCAAUGCAAAAGGAACAGAAGUUAACAACGAGUAAACUUGUCAUUGAUCAGUUCAAACCGAGUGACUCUGGGAUCUACACGUGCUUAUUCCACAAUGACAUGAAUAGGACAGUGGAAGCUGAUACAAAUCUAAGUAUGUACAUUUAAUUUACUUACCAAAAACAAGAGCUUAAAACUAAACCUCAGAGUAACUGAAGCUCGGGAAGGGUCCCUUCCUCACUGUUUAGACUUUCACUUCUUGACUCAAAACCAGACCCCAUGGUAAUUGAAGUUUGGUAAGGGUUCCUUCCCGACGCUUUAAGCUUCCCCUUAAUAGGACAUCAAACUCGACUCAAAACUAGACCUCGGGGUAACUACUGUAAUCACUAUAAAUAGCAGAUCUUCUGAGAGUUGCACCGAACUUUAAAGUUGUGAA